UUCGGCACUUACAGCGAGUCGGAGAGGAGGACGGAGGAGUACGACACUCAGGCCAUGAAGUACUUGUCCUACCUGCUGUACCCGCUGUGUGUCGGGGGAGCCAUCUACUCCCUCCUGAACAUCAAGUAUAAGAGUUGGUACUCCUGGCUCAUCAACAGCUUCGUCAACGGGGUCUACGCCUUCGGCUUCCUAUUCAUGCUGCCGCAGCUCUUCGUGAACUACAAGAUGAAGUCGGUGGCACACCUGCCCUGGAAGGCCUUCACCUACAAGGCCUUCAACACCUUCAUUGACGACGUCUUCGCCUUCAUCAUCACCAUGCCCACGUCCCACCGGCUGGCGUGCUUCCGGGACGACGUGGUCUUCCUGGUCUACUUGUACCAGCGAUGGCUUUAUCCCGUGGAUAAGAGCAGGGUGAACGAGUUCGGGGAGUCGUACGAGGAGAAGCCCCGGCGGAAAUCCCACGCGGACUGAGCCGCCCGAGCUGCUGCGAGGCUCAGCGGAGCUCCCCAGACUGCAUCUUCUGCGUUGCCAAACCCCCGAGAACGCUCCCCACGCGCCCCCAGGCCUCGCCGGGACGCCCGCGCCCGCCCGGUCUCGGUUCUCCCUGUGUUAAGUGCUCCUUACGGGAAGGCAAGCGGACGGAAGCGCGCUCCACGUGGACUCUGGGAUCAACGCUCCUUCCCCGUUUGUUUGUUGAAGAUUUUGUUUUAAAGAUGAAUGUAUGUAUGUUUCUAUUUUAAAGUAAACUUCUCUGACUGUGA
Oryctolagus cuniculus (rabbit) is the source of this 761-nucleotide messenger RNA. NCBI's taxonomy places the organism in Eukaryota, Metazoa, Chordata, Mammalia, Lagomorpha, Leporidae. The record is from RefSeq and is a predicted model, not a curated record.